AAACCGUGCAUGAACGCGAUAAAUGAUUAACGAUAAUAAUAUUAUAAUAAUAAUUUUAUAGAGACUGCGUUUUUAAAUAUUAUGUGUCGUGACGUGCCCGGGUGGCAUCCUAAAGUCUGAUUUAAAAUCUUUUUUCAAGUAUUAUUUAACAAAUGUCUUCAUUCCUAACGGUCGAUUGCAAUAUGAUUUAAUAUUUUAUCAUAAUUUAUUUAUAUUACAUAAUAUUAUUAACUAUAUAUAUAUAUAGUAAUAUAUUAUACUAUCAUCUACGCCGUAGGUACGCGGUACACACACACCACAUCACAUUCGCUGCAUCGACGAAUCAUGAACCGUUUCCAUCACUAUGCAGUUGUGUUCUUCGUGACCGCGUGCAAUGUUGUACACGGACGUCGUAUUAAUCUGGACUACUAUCACUUAGAAAGUAUGAAGGACGUACUAUCCUACCCCUCUGGUUCGUACCACAUCGAAUAUGUUAAUAUUGAUGACUUGUAUAAACGGAGGAGGAAACGGGAAUAUAUCUCCUCAUUUAAAAUACCGUUUAUGGAGUUAUUUCACGAAGACAGCGAGAAACCCGCCGCAGAGAAUAAGAUCAUCACUUCGGACGCCGACAUCACAACCACCGUAAACUCCGAGAUGACCACGACUGCGGCGAAAGUCGAGGAGGCAUACAAGAAUUUCAUGGACGCGACCCAAUCGUCUACAGAGACACACAUCGUGACUAUAGGGUCAGACGUGAGGAAAAGCUUGGUGAACGCCGCCCCAUACCUGCCGCUGGUGAACAAGUUGGCCACGUACGUCGUGCCAGACUUGUCGCCGAGAGACGUAGUCACGUUGUCCUUGAACGUGGCGGCACUCACCACCCAGGGGGCCGCGGACUACGAGAACGCCGAUAUCACCGGAGAUCAGACCAAACCAAAUAUUGGUGCUACGAUUAGUCAAUAUGCGACUGGCAUUUACGGAAAGUUGAAAGAAUCUUUAAUAACACAUUUGGGACACGUUAAGAAUUAUUUCUCGAACGAAGAAAAAACCAAUUCAUUGGUAGAAACGCAUAGUAUUUUCGAUCAUGUGAAAAGUAAAAUGAAUAUUUUUGGCAGUUUUAUGAACAGCAUUGAUUCACCCCAAACGGAAAACAAAGAAAACCAGAUUGAAACAAUAGUAACACAAACGUAUAUAGAAGGUUCUAAACCCCCUAUAACCAACACUGUUGUAACGAAAAAGUAUGAAAAUGGAGUCGAAUCGGUCCGCCAAGCAACAAAUGGAGAAACAAACAUAUUAAGCCCAAAACUAUUAGAGAAUGCAAAUCAUAAAGUUGGUAAAAUAAUAACGGAUAUGAAAAAUGAAUUCAAAAGUAAUGAAAGCAUGGAGAAUGACUCUGAUGUUGAAGCUUACGAUGAUGAUGGUGAUGAUGGGAAUACAGACGAUGAUGAUGAAAACACGAACGAUGAAGAUGAAAACACGAAUGAAGAUGACGGAAACAUGAACGACGUUGAUGGUAAAAACACAAUCGAAGAUGAAGUUCAAAUAAAAGAAGAAGAUUUCAACAGAGUUAUGCAAGAAUCCAUGGCUUUACAACCUGACUUUAUAAAUACACUUGAUGGUGAAGAGUUGCUGAAACGCAUAGAUGCUUUACAAAAAUCAUUAUCAAAUCCGAACCCCAAUAAUAGAAAAACAUUGAAAGCUGUAACAGAGGAAUUGGACCUUGAUGAACACUAUUCAGAUGAUCAUGUAAAUGAACUAAUCGACGUUCUGGAAAUAACCACUAACUAUUUCAUAGUUAAAGCUAUUGAAAGAAAUGCAUUAUUAAAGGAGCCACCAACACCACCUACACCUCCAACUCCAAUUUUGGAUUAAUUGUAAUAUACUUUAAAUAAUAUAAAACCAUUAUAUUCAAAUUAUUAUUUUUAUUUAAUCAAGUUUUCAUUUAAAUAUAAACUACAAGGUUUAUGUAAAUGUAUUUUAAUUUUUACACGUAUAUUCAAUCGCACAGUUUCAUAAUACGAUAUUUUAAUUUGUACUUGACCGUACUGUUUUAAACAUGUUUGUUUAAAAAUAUAAAAAUUAUAAAUACUUCAUAUGA
Messenger RNA from Myzus persicae (green peach aphid), 2077 nucleotides. RefSeq lists its product as uncharacterized. The coding region runs from base 325 to 1851 and encodes 508 amino acids. The transcript has 4 exons. The record is from RefSeq and is a predicted model, not a curated record. NCBI's taxonomy places the organism in Eukaryota, Metazoa, Arthropoda, Insecta, Hemiptera, Aphididae.